AGUUUGAACGGCAAAAGUGAACGGGAGCUUCGUCUCAGCGGACUCGAGUCGUGCGCUUGCUUCACUUUUUUUCUCUGCCUCUCUCUCUCCCGCUCUCUCAGGUCGAAACUAACCACGACACAAGUGGCAGCUUUUGCAACAGGGGGUUUUAAGGAUAUUACAAUCUUCCUAAGCAUGCCGAGCCCUGCUCGCUGCUCGUAAAUCCGCCUCAGUUUAGCUUCGCACCGCCACAUGCCUGACGGCGGAUGCAAGAGCGCGGCGCGGCGCUAUAAGAGACAGCGAAGAAUGAAUCAAACGCGAGUUUUGUAACGCACCCGGACGACUUUUUCUAUCGUUUUUUCUAUUCAGAUGACCGCAAGAUGAAAUAAUCGCUCCUCUCGGCGCUUCAUCACCACAGUUUCACUCAUGGCUCUGUGAAAUCUCCGCGUACUUCCAUCCAUCCGUCGUCGGGACUUUUCUCUAAGGCUGCACUUGAUGAUAAUGCCGAAAGUUUGGAUAUACGGCUUUAACAGUACAGUACAGUAGAUGUGUGUAACUCGAGGCGGGGUUAAAGUUCAGCUCUAUGGAGCGCUGAAGCGUCGCGCGCACUUCGCAGAGUUGGAAAUGUGAAAGCAAGAAGCAAGGCUUUAUUUUCCCUCUCUCCCUUCUUCUCUGUCUCUCUUUUUUUUCUCUUUUCAUACACACAUAUACAUACACACCCCAUACAUUCACACAUACACACCCUCACUCACACACACGCACACACACACACAACAUAUACAUCGCCAGUUCAAGAGUUAAAACCGACAGAUAUGUAUUCUCCGCUAUGCCUAACACAGGAUGAAUUCCAUCCUUUCAUUGAAGCACUGCUGCCCCAUGUGAGAGCAUUUGCCUACACUUGGUUCAACUUGCAGGCCCGCAAGAGAAAAUACUUCAAGAAGCACGAGAAGCGCAUGUCUAAGGAAGAGGAGCGAGCUGUAAAGGACGAGCUGCUUAGCGAGAAGCCGGAGGUCAAGCAGAAGUGGGCAUCGCGGCUGCUGGCCAAACUCCGCAAGGACAUCCGGCCGGAGUUCCGCGAGGAUUUUGUGCUCUCUGUCACCGGGAAGAAGCCCCCUAGCUGUGUGCUCGCCAACCCCGACCAGAAGGGCAAGAUGAGGAGAAUCGACUGCCUGCGUCAGGCGGACAAAGUGUGGCGCUUGGACCUGGUCAUGGUGAUUUUAUUCAAAGGUAUUCCGCUUGAAAGUACUGACGGCGAAAGGCUGGUUAAGUCUCCGCAGUGCUCGAAUCCGGGGCUGUGUGUGCAGCCGCAUCACAUAGGAGUUUCCGUAAAGGAGCUCGACCUGUACUUGGCCUACUUUGUGCAUGCAGAAGCGGGGCAGUCUGAAAGUCCGAACCAGCCCAGUGAAGGCGACAUCAAGGACCAGCCAGAAAAUGGGCACCUUGGCUUCCAGGACAGUUUCGUCACAUCAGGUGUCUUCACCGUCUCUGAGCUUGUGCGAGUCUCACAGACCCCCAUCGCGGCAGGAACGGGGCCCAACUUUUCAUUGGCAGACUUGGACAGCUCUUCCUACUACAGUAUGAGCCCUGGGGCCAUGAGGCGCCCCCUACCCAGCACUUCUUCUAGCAGUUCUGCAAAGCGUAUCAAAUGCAUGGAGGAUGAGGUGGACAGCCCGGGAGAGGAGUCCUACUACCCAGGUCAGGGACGCUCGCCUGGAAGCGGCAGCCAAGCCAGCAGCUGGCAUGAAGUAGAGCCAGCUGGAUAUAAACUGCGUGGCUCGCUAGCUAGUUCGUUCAUCUCAAGACAAGGGAUGCCAUCGCCUACCACAUUAAAGAAGUCAGAGAAGUCUGGUUUCAGCAGCCUUGUGCCUUCGCAGACCGCUUCCCCUCGAACGGCAUUCACACACCAUCAUCGACCUGUCAUUACAGGACCCAGAGCGAGUCCUCACGCCACGCCGUCAAGUCUUCAUUUCCCGACGUCGCCAAUCAUCCAGCAGCCUGGCUCGUACUUCCCCCACCACGCCAUCCGCUACCACCCCCAGGAGACGCUCAAGGAGUUUGUCCAACUUGUCUGCCCUGACAGUGGUCAGCAAGCUGGACAGGUGGGCUUCCUUAAUCCAAACGGGAGCAGUCAAGGGAAGGUGCACAACCCGUUUCUGCCCACCCCCAUGUUGCCGCCUCCUCCGCCUCCCCCGAUGGCGCGACCCGUGCCCCUGCCCGUGCCAGACUCCAAACCUCCCUCCACCUCCACCGAGGGAGGCGGCAACUCCCCCACCUCGCCAACCUACUCCACACCGAGCACGUCUCCUGCUCAGCGCUUUGUCAGCGUGGGCCCCAGAGACCCCAGCUUUGUAAAUAUCCCUCAGCAGCCUCAGUGGUACCUGGGCUAAAGACUCCCGACACGGACCGGCCGCUCCCGAGGUCACACGACCACCCCCUCUGUCUCCCCUGAGUACGACCCGCAAACAUGUACACCAGUCUGAACAGAGAGAAGCCACUUGCUGCCCCAGUACCGGACAGACCCACAGCAUGGCUCCAGCAGAACCCCGCCAAGCCCUGGAACAAGAGGAACCGACUCAACGCGCUUACACCCACUUACUAUAUAUCUAUAUAGUCCAUAUGUAUUCUUCCAUAUGUAUGGUUUACAUGCCUAUAUUCAUAUAUAGUAGCUGUCCAGCUCUUCUGAGGGUGGAGCUCGAAAAAAAAAAAA
Molecule: messenger RNA, 2686 nt
Organism: Sinocyclocheilus grahami
Lineage: Eukaryota; Metazoa; Chordata; Actinopteri; Cypriniformes; Cyprinidae
Gene: nfia
Product: nuclear factor I/A
Exons: 12
Coding region: 792-2366 (524 amino acids)
Biological process (GO): regulation of transcription by RNA polymerase II
Cellular component (GO): nucleus
Molecular function (GO): DNA-binding transcription factor activity, RNA polymerase II-specific; RNA polymerase II cis-regulatory region sequence-specific DNA binding
Source: RefSeq, a predicted model, not a curated record